CACUUAGUACAACUGUUGGAUCAACGUGUGGUGCAACGCGCAAGGCGAGCCGCUAUUGUCCAUAACAUUUACCCCACCCCGCGUACCUGCCACGAUGUCUGCGAACAAAACCAUAACACUCCCUGUUUCGUAUGAAGCAUGUCAGCUGCCAAUGGUUAAACUGUCGCAUUAUCCCGUUGGCACAACCGAAUCGACACCCGUGAUCAUUGUGACUUUAAAUCGGCCCGAGAAAAGUAAUGCCUUCACCCCCGCGAUGGCGGAGAGCCUCGAGCAGGUUUUCCGAAUGUUUCAUCUAGACGAACGCGUCAAGGUGGUGGUUCUGACUGGUGCCGGGAAGAGAUUCUGCGCCGGAGCCGACCUCGACAUGGGAUUUGGGAAUGGGGCCGGCGAGAACCCCCAAGAUUAUCGGGACACUGGUGGCCGUGUCGCCAUAGCCAUCCACCGAUGCCAGAAACCUACGAUAGCUGCGAUGCAGGGUUCCGCUGUGGGCGUGGGCAUGACGAUGACACUGCCAGCUGCCAUUCGCAUCUGCCACGAGAAGAGCAAAUACGGGUUUGUCUUCACGCGACGGGGAAUCACCCCCGAAUCCUGCUCUUCUUAUUUUCUACCUCGCUUGAUCGGCCUGUCGCGGGCCAUGUUCCUCAUCUCGACGGGGGGCGUCUACCCACCCCAGCAGCGAUACUUUGGCGAUCUAUUCACGGAGACCCUCCCCGACGCGUCGCAGGUCCUUCCUCGGGCGCUGGAGCUUGCGGUCGACAUGGCCGAAAACGUCAGUCCGAUGGCGUUGGCCAUGGGUCGAUCCCUCCUCUGGGAGGGAGUGCAGUCGCCCGAGGAGGCGCAUUUGUUGGAGUCGAGGGUGUUUCACCAUAUGAUGGGGUUGAAGGACCAUCACGAAGGAGUUCUGUCGUUUAUGGAAAAACGGAAACCCGACUUCAAGGCGGACUUACAGAAUCACUGGCCGGCGAUUUAUCCAUGGUGGUAUGAGGCGGAUAUCGACCCGAAGCACGCGACAAAGGGAUCCAAGUUAUGAAAUCGACAUUUCUCUUUCUUUCUUUCUUUUUCCUUCUUCGUUUCUUCUGUUUCUGUAUGGCCCUUUUCGUUGUUUGGCUAUUUUUUUCUUGGUUUUUUUUCCUGUCUUUCCUGCACCGAGGGAUACUUUAGAGUUGAGGAACUCGAGUGUACAUGUUUAGACACCCACGUGCGUGAAAAAAUUUCAGC
Messenger RNA from Aspergillus candidus, 1218 nucleotides. Its product is annotated as enoyl-CoA hydratase/isomerase family protein. The transcript has 4 exons. Bases 95 to 1030 code for a protein of 311 amino acids. NCBI's taxonomy places the organism in Eukaryota, Fungi, Ascomycota, Eurotiomycetes, Eurotiales, Aspergillaceae. The record is from RefSeq and is a predicted model, not a curated record.